Protobothrops mucrosquamatus (brown spotted pit viper) is the source of this 1512-nucleotide messenger RNA. Its product is annotated as retroviral integration site protein Fli-1 homolog. Gene Ontology annotation, molecular function: sequence-specific DNA binding; DNA-binding transcription factor activity, RNA polymerase II-specific. The transcript is spliced from 12 exons. The coding region runs from base 1 to 1512 and encodes 503 amino acids. Lineage: Eukaryota; Metazoa; Chordata; Lepidosauria; Squamata; Viperidae. Gene Ontology annotation, cellular component: nucleus. Gene Ontology annotation, biological process: cell differentiation; regulation of transcription by RNA polymerase II. The record is from RefSeq and is a predicted model, not a curated record.
AUGGAUUGCACCAUCAAGAUGGAAAAAGACUACAUCUUCCAAAAUUCCUACCAGCACAGCUACCCUGUGGGUAUUGACUGGGAAUUCAGCAAAGUGCCUGAUGCUAUUACCAUGUACAGUGCUUUUUCACAGUACUUUGAGAAAAGGCUGGGCCUGUUUAGUGGCAGGGAGAGCAAAGAGGCGCUGUCAGUUGUAAGUGAGGAUCAGUCCAUCUUUGACCCAGCCUUUGCCUCUUCGCACCUCUUGAAGACGGAGGUGUCUCCAGUGGAUGAUUAUGGGAGCAAGGAAGACCCAGGGUUGGAAGACCCCUCGUGGUCCACCCAGAUCAAUAACCGAGGCCAUAUGGUGAAACAGGAGAACGAGCAAGUCAAUUGCUCCAGCAGCAGACAAUCACCGGUGGAGUGCAGUGCCACCCGCAGGAACAAAGUGGAAGCUGCAGUCGACACAUCCCAAGUGCCCUACCCAGCUGGAUACCCCAACCAACGUAGUCCCCCCGUUUCUUCAUCCAGAGAGGAAAAGGUCAUCGUUCCAGCAGAUCCAGGUGUUUGGAGUUGCGAUCAUGUCCGUCAGUGGCUGGACUGGGCGGUGAAGGAGUAUGGCCUUCCUGACAUCGAAACCAGCCUCUUUCAGCACAUAGAUGGAAAGGAGCUCUGCAAACUUGGGAAGGAAGGGUUCCUACGCCUCACAUCGCCGUACAACACCGAAAUCUUGCUGUCCCACCUCACCUACCUGCGCCAGAGCAGUCCCACUUUCACUUAUCCAUCUGCACCAGUUAUUACCCAGCAGCCCCCUCCGCCUCCACCGAGGGCCCAAGUCAAAACUGAGUCUGCAUAUGAUGAAAUCCGACGAAGCAGCUGGGGCAGCAGUGCGGUAAACACCACUCCCAAAGGUUCCCCACCGCAGAUCCAGACGGUGAGCCGGAUCCCGGAUUCUACACGCAUUGCACCUGAUCCAUACCAAGUCCUUGGGCCCACUAGCAGCCGCUUGGCAAACCCAGGGAGCGGUCAGAUCCAGCUGUGGCAAUUUCUCCUGGAGUUGCUCUCGGACAGCAACAAUGCCAGCUGCAUCACCUGGGAGGGGACCAACGGUGAGUUCAAGAUGACGGAUCCCGAUGAAGUGGCGCGGCGAUGGGGCGAGCGCAAGAGUAAGCCCAACAUGAACUAUGACAAGCUGAGCCGGGCGUUGCGCUACUACUAUGACAAGAACAUCAUGACCAAGGUGCAUGGCAAGCGCUACGCCUACAAGUUCGACUUCCAGGGCAUCAACCAAGCCCAGCAGGGGCAGCCGGGUGAGCCAGCCCUUUACAAAUACCACCACACGGAACUGCCUUACCUGCCCCCCUACCACCAGCAGAAGGUGGGCUUCGGCCUGGGCCAUAGCACGCAGAUGCCCGCCUCAUCCUCAGGUUUUUUCGGCCCACCUGCCCCGUAUUGGAAUUCCACAGGGGGGAACCUCUAUCAGAACCCCCCUGUGUCCAGGCAGGCUACCAACCAUUUGGGCUCUUUCUUCUAA